This is a messenger RNA of Propithecus coquereli (Coquerel's sifaka), 8330 nucleotides long. It is a transcript of the gene SIPA1L1, whose product is annotated as signal-induced proliferation-associated 1 like 1. Gene Ontology annotation, molecular function: GTPase activator activity; protein binding. Gene Ontology annotation, biological process: regulation of small GTPase mediated signal transduction; activation of GTPase activity. The record is from RefSeq and is a predicted model, not a curated record. The coding region runs from base 946 to 6291 and encodes 1781 amino acids. The transcript is spliced from 21 exons. Gene Ontology annotation, cellular component: cytoplasm. Lineage: Eukaryota; Metazoa; Chordata; Mammalia; Primates; Indriidae.
AGUCUUCUAAAAUGAUGCUGUGUGCUGCAAGAGACAGGAAAGCGGCUGCCUUGGAGGCAGGAAGCCGACUAGGGAGAUGCUUAAUUAUCGAGGAAGUAAGUGCUUGUUACUAUUGAGUGGAGAGUGCAGCAAGCGCGGGUCGUCCUCGGGUGUCAGAGCCGUGAUUUGUAGACAAUGCCGCCCUGUCAGCUCAGUGCUGGUUCAGCAGCAUCUUUCCAAACAUGUAUUUGGCAAGAAUUUAAAGGCCACCUCUUGUGUAAUUCGUGGAGUCUUGGAAAAGGAUCCUCUGCCUUUCUUUUCAGGAUGUACGCAACCAUGCAGAAUGUUGUACUCAGAAUCUCUGCCUCCUGCCUCCUGCCUGACGUGCUCAUGAGCAAGUUCAUUUUCGUACCCGUCACCUGGAAGGAUGCUAACUGUUCUCUGUAGUCUGUUGGAGGAUAUGGAGAGGGCCACCCAGAGCAGCAUUUUGUUUCUGCGGUCUUCAUAAAUUAGCGUUGACGGGGUGGAGGAGGUCGCACUGCGUAAGGAAAUGCAGGCAUUUUGUUCAUUAGUGAAAUACUUCUAGCUUUAAGAGUAGAUGAAACUAAGGAGAGCUGGGAAGAGGUGGUGAAUGCUGGAUUUGUGCUGAAAAACUCCUCCUCUGGAGAAAGCAUGGGAUUAUGGCCAUCACAGAAUCUCAGUAACACAAGUUCCAUUCAGCUUUUUCUGAAAGAAAGCCGUCCGCUAAAGUGAAGCAAAGGAGCUGUGGUGAAUUAUAAUGCUUUGAAGUUCUGGAUUUUCAGUGGCUUGAAGUCGGACGUCAUUUUACCUUUUAGAUGAAAAAGAUUAAGAUCUCAUGCGACUGUUUUAUUUUCUGGAAGCCAUUCUCCAAAAGGGAAGUGCACAUUUAAAACACAGAUAUGAUGGUCCUUUCUGCAGGGAUUUAAGUCUGCUCGCUUUCACAUCAUGACCAGCUUGAAACGGUCGCAGACAGAAAGGCCUGUUGCCACUGACAGGGCCUCCGUUGUCGGCACAGAUGGUGCCCCCAAAGUCCACACUGAUGACUUCUACAUGCGACGCUUCCGGUCCCAGAAUGGCAGCUUAGGAUCAUCAGUCAUGGCUCCGGUGGGACCCCCACGAAGUGAAGGUUCUCACCAUAUCACCUCGACCCCCGGAGUCCCCAAAAUGGGGGUUAGGGCAAGGAUUGCAGAUUGGCCCCCACGAAAGGAAAACAUAAAAGAAUCUAGCCGUUCAAGCCAGGAAAUAGAAACCUCAAGUUGCCUUGAGAGCCUGUCCUCCAAAAGCAGUCCUGUGAGUCAGGGAAGUUCUGUUAGCCUCAAUUCUAGUGACUCAGCCAUGCUGAAGAGCAUACAGAACACGCUGAAAAGCAAGACCAGACCGGCGGAGAACAUGGACUCCAGAUUUCUCAUGCCUGAAGCCUAUCCCAGCUCCCCCAGAAAAGCUCUUCGCAGAAUACGGCAGCGGAGCAACAGUGACAUCACCAUAAGUGAACUUGACGUGGAUAGCUUUGAUGAAUGUAUCUCACCCACGUACAAGACUGGACCGUCACUGCACAGGGAAUAUGGUAGCACAUCUUCCAUUGAUAAACAGGGAACGUCCGGAGAGAGCUUUUUCGAUUUGUUAAAGGGCUACAAAGAUGACAAAUCCGAUCGAGGUCCUACUCCGACCAAGCUCAGUGACUUCCUCAUCGCCGGUGGGGCCAAGGGUUCCGGUUUCUCCUUGGAUGUUAUAGACGGGCCUAUCUCACAGAGAGAGAACCUCAGGCUUUUUAAGGAAAGGGAAAAACCACUCAAGCGACGCUCCAAGUCAGAAACUGGCGACUCCUCCAUUUUUCGUAAAUUGCGCAAUGCCAAAGGUGAAGAACUUGGGAAGUCGUCGGAUCUCGAAGACAACCGAUCAGAAGACUCCGUCAGGCCCUGGACGUGUCCAAAGUGCUUUGCCCAUUAUGAUGUCCAGAGUAUAUUAUUUGAUUUGAAUGAGGCGAUUAUGAACAGGCACAAUGUUAUUAAGAGGAGAAACACCACCACGGGAGCGUCGGCAGCCGCUGUGGCGUCCUUGGUCUCUGGACCUUUGUCUCAUUCAGCCAGUUUUAGCUCCCCAAUGGGCAGCACCGAGGACCUGAAUUCCAAAGGAAGCCUCAGCAUGGACCAGGGAGACGAUAAAAGCAAUGAGCUUGUCAUGAGCUGUCCCUAUUUUCGGAAUGAGAUAGGUGGAGAAGGCGAAAGGAAAAUCAGCCUUUCAAAAUCAAAUUCUGGCUCCUUUAGUGGAUGUGAAAGUGCCUCCUUCGAGUCUACCCUUAGCUCCCACUGCACAAAUGCGGGAGUGGCAGUACUUGAAGUGCCCAAGGAAAAUCUGGUGUUGCAUCUAGAUAGAGUGAAAAGAUACAUUGUGGAACACGUGGAUCUUGGCGCCUACUAUUACAGGAAAUUUUUCUACCAGAAGGAACACUGGAACUAUUUUGGGGCUGAUGAGAAUCUUGGUCCGGUGGCUGUGAGCAUUCGAAGGGAAAAACCAGAAGAAAUGAAAGAAAAUGGAUCUCCAUAUAACUACCGAAUAAUUUUUAGAACUAGUGAGCUCAUGACACUGAGAGGUUCGGUCUUGGAGGAUGCCAUUCCCUCGACGGCCAAGCACUCGACAGCCAGAGGGCUGCCUCUGAAAGAAGUGCUGGAGCACGUGAUUCCCGAGCUCAAUGUCCAGUGCCUGCGGUUGGCCUUCAACACUCCCAAGGUCACGGAACAGCUCAUGAAACUGGAUGAACAAGGGCUGAACUAUCAGCAAAAAGUAGGCAUCAUGUACUGCAAAGCCGGACAGAGCACUGAAGAAGAGAUGUACAACAAUGAAUCAGCCGGCCCGGCCUUUGAGGAAUUCCUUCAGCUACUGGGAGAACGAGUCCGGCUAAAGGGAUUUGAGAAAUACCGUGCACAGCUUGACACCAAAACCGACUCCACUGGAACCCAUUCUCUGUACACAACAUACAAAGACUAUGAAAUUAUGUUCCAUGUUUCUACCAUGCUGCCAUACACACCUAACAACAAGCAACAGCUCCUACGGAAGCGGCACAUUGGAAAUGAUAUUGUAACAAUCGUUUUCCAAGAGCCUGGAGCACAGCCGUUCAGCCCAAAAAACAUCCGAUCCCACUUUCAGCACGUUUUCGUCAUUGUCAGGGCGCAUAACCCCUGCUCUGACGGUGUCUGUUACAGUGUGGCCGUCACCAGGUCCAGAGAUGUGCCUUCUUUUGGGCCUCCCAUCCCUAAAGGGGUCACUUUCCCUAAGUCAAAUGUGUUCAGGGACUUCCUUUUGGCCAAAGUGAUUAAUGCAGAAAAUGCUGCUCAUAAGUCGGAAAAGUUCCGGGCCAUGGCGACUCGGACCCGCCAGGAGUACCUGAAAGAUCUGGCAGAAAAGAAUGUCACCAAUACGCCUAUCGACCCUUCCGGCAAGUUUCCAUUCAUCUCUCUGGCCUCCAAGAAGAAGGAAAAGUCUAAGCCAUACCCAGGAGCUGAGCUCAGUAGCAUGGGAGCCAUCGUGUGGGCGGUCCGGGCCAAAGACUACAACAAGGCCAUGGAAAUAGACUGUCUUUUGGGGAUCUCCAAUGAGUUCAUUGUCCUCAUUGAACAGGAAACAAAGAGUGUGGUUUUCAAUUGUUCCUGCAGAGAUGUGAUAGGGUGGACUUCAACCGACACCAGCCUCAAAAUCUUCUACGAACGAGGAGAAUGUAUUUCAGUGGAGAGUUUCAUUAACGAGGAUAUCAAAGAGAUCGUCAAAAGGUUGCAGUUUGUUUCAAAAGGUUGUGAAUCAGUGGAGAUGACUCUGCGAAGAAAUGGGUUAGGGCAGCUUGGCUUCCAUGUCAACUACGAGGGCAUCGUGGCCGACGUGGAGCCCUACGGCUACGCCUGGCAGGCAGGGCUGAGGCAGGGCAGCCGCCUGGUGGAGAUCUGCAAGGUGGCGGUGGCCACUCUGAGCCACGAGCAGAUGAUCGAUCUCCUGAGAACCUCCGUCACGGUGAAGGUCGUCAUCAUUCCACCCCAUGAUGACUGCACCCCGCGAAGGAGUUGUUCGGAAACCUACCGCAUGCCAGUGAUGGAGUACAAAAUGAAUGAAGGCGUUUCAUACGAAUUCAAGUUUCCCUUCCGAAAUAAUAACAAAUGGCAGAGGAAUGCCAACAAGGGACCUCAUUCACCUCAAGUCCCAUCCCAGGUGCAGAGUCCCAUGACCUCGCGGCUGAAUGCUGGGAAAGGGGACGGGAAGAUGCCUCCUCCAGAAAGAGCCGCCAACAUUCCUCGAAGCAUCUCCAGUGACGGGCGCCCCCUAGAGAGGCGGCUGUCUCCUGGUUCGGACAUCUACGUGACAGUUUCAUCCAUGGCUUUAGCGAGAUCCCAGUGUCGUAACUCCCCCAGCAAUCUUUCUUCAUCCAGUGAUACUGGCUCUGGGGGGGGCACCUACAGGCAGAAGUCCAUGCCCGAAGGGUUUGGAGUGAGCCGCAGAUCCCCAGCCUCCAUUGACAGGCAGAGCACCCAGGCAGACAUCGGAGGCAGUGGAAAAUCCACACCCAGCUGGCAAAGAAGCGAGGAUAGCAUUGCCGACCAGAUGGAGCCAACAUGCCAUCUCCCAGCAGUAUCAAAGGUACUGCCAGCUUUCCGAGAGAGCCCCAGUGGGAGAUUAAUACGGCAGGAUCCAGUGGUUCAUUUGUCUCCAAACAAACAAGGGCAUUCCGAUAGCCACUACUCGAGCCACUCCAGUAGCAAUACCCUCUCCAGCAACGCUUCGAGUGCCCACAGUGACGAGAAGUGGUACGACGGGGACCGCACAGAAUCCGAACUCAACAGCUAUAACUAUCUGCAAGGCACCUCUGCUGACAGCGGCAUCGACACCACCUCCUACGGCCCCAGCCACGGCAGCACAGCCUCCUUGGGCGCUGCCACGUCGUCACCACGCUCGGGGCCAGGCAAGGAGAAAGUGGCACCUCUGUGGCAUAGCUCCAGUGAAGUGAUCUCCUUGGCAGAUCGGACUUUAGAAACAGAGAGUCAUGGUAUGGACCGGAAAACAGAGUCCUCCCUGAGCCUGGAUCUCCACAGCAAGAGCCAGGUGGGCUCGAACCCUCUGACAAGGGAGAACAGCACUUUCAGUAUCAACGAUGCUGCUUCCCACACAAGUACCAUGAGCUCCCGACACUCUGCCAGCCCCGUGGUUUUCACCAGUGCCCGAAGUUCCCCUAAAGAAGAGCUUCACCCUGCCACCUCGUCACAGCUCGCACCGUCCUUCUCCUCCUCCUCCUCUUCCUCUUCUGGUCCUAGGACUUUCUACCCUCGCCAGGGCGCUACUAGCAAGUACCUAAUUGGAUGGAAAAAGCCAGAAGGAACCAUAAACUCCGUGGGAUUUAUGGACACAAGAAAGCGUCAUCAGAGCGACGGCAAUGAAAUAGCCCACACCAGGCUGCGGGCCUCCACCAGGGACCUCCGGGCCUCCCCUAAGCCGACCUCCAAGUCCACCAUUGAGGAGGAUCUAAAGAAACUGAUCGACCUUGAAAGCCCAACUCCUGAAUCACAGAAGAAUUUUAAGUUCCAUGCGCUGUCCUCUCCCCAGACUCCUUUCCCCACCACCCCCACCUCACGGCGGGCCUUGCACAGAACACUGUCGGACGAGAGCAUCUACAGCGGCCAGAGGGAGCACUUUUUCACCUCGAGGGCUUCGCUUCUGGACCAAGCCCUGCCCAACGAUGUCCUCUUCAGUAGCACGUACCCUUCUCUCCCCAAGUCUCUGCCAUUGCGGAGGCCUUCUUACACCCUGGGAAUGAAGUCGUUGCAUGGCGAGUUCUCGGCCUCGGACAGUUCCCUCACCGACGUCCAGGAGACCCGAAGGCAGCCCAUGCCUGACCCCGGCCUGAUGCCCCUGCCUGACACUGCUGCGGAUCUGGAUUGGUCCAACCUGGUAGACGCUGCCAAAGCCUAUGAGGUCCAGAGAGCCUCAUUUUUUGCUGCUAGUGAUGAAAACCAUCGCCCCUUGAGUGCUGCAUCCAGCGGUGAUCAGCUUGAGGACCAGGCUCUGGCCCAGAUGAAGUCUUACAGCAGUAAAGAUUCCUCUCCCACUCUGGCUUCCAAAGUGGACCAGCUGGAAGGUAUGCUGAAGAUGCUUCGGGAAGAUUUAAAGAAGGAAAAAGAAGACAAAGCCCACCUCCAGGCAGAAGUUCAGCACUUGCGAGAGGACAACCUGAGGCUACAGGAGGAGUCCCAGAAUGCCUCGGACAAGCUGAAGAAGUUCACGGAAUGGGUCUUCAACACCAUAGACAUGAGCUAGGGAAGGCUGAGGUGGGCAGGAGGAGGGCCCGGGGAUGCUUUCUCCCGUGAGCGCAUUGGAACUCCUUAUUCAGGCCAUGGAGAGCAUUCUCAGAGCUCCCUGCUCUGCCCCCUUUUGGGGAGCGCACAACACGACAAUUGCAGAUCAACAAUCAUUAUCUGCCUUUUGUAGAAAAGAAAAACAAAAAAAGUAAAUAAAAAUUUUAAAAAGUAAAAUAAAAGUUUAACUGCUAAAAUGUGAAUGUCUUUAUUUUUUUGCACAAUAUCUUUAUCUGUUGUGUAUUUAAGAAGAAACUGGGCCUAGGACCAGGGUGCCCCCUGGCCCAUCUGCCUCUAUUUCCAUCAGCUUUCUUAAUCUAUUUCAGGUAACCCAAGCUUUCCCUUGUUAUCCUGAUGAAUGUCAUUGUUCCUAGGAAAAUAAAGUUUUUUUAAAAAAACUUGUUUGGGGAGUGGAGAGGGCUAUUUCCUUACCUUCUUUCCUAAAAUGCCUGGAGAGGGAGUUGCUUUGAGAAAAUGCCUACCUCCCGUGAAUGACUUGUGCAUGAGCUAGUGCUGUCUGUACCUGUCUUCCAAGAUCGGCCGGAUUGGGGUUAUUUACCAGCAAGUCAGUGAACCAGGGAGAGAUGGUGCCUGCAGGCCACACCCCUUUUUCAAUCCUGCAUUGUGAGGUCACUUCCUGCCUUUCCCCAGAGAGAUGAUCCCAGGUGUGCUGCUCAGAGCCAGGGCUCUCUUUUGCUUGGCUUAAGUGAGCCCCACUAGAUUGUAAUCAAGCCCUCUGCAGCUUCCUGGCUCCAAACAUUAAUUGGUUUCAAAAUUCCCCCAAACUAAAACCUUAUUAUUUCAUAUGCAUUUUUAAUGCAUUUUGAUCAAAAGUAUAUAUAGUUAAGAUUUUUUUAAAGAUAAAACUGGCAAAAUUGUUUUUUCUUUAGCUUGCUCAAAAUGACUAUAUUAAUCAAUUAAUAAAUCCUUCUCUCCAGAGCAAGAUUUCACCAGUAUUUGUAACUAGGACAAGCUAACAGUAAACGUUUAAUUGUGAAUUUUAAUCCUUGCUUGUUAGGAGCAACGACUGUGAGAAUAGAAUGGGCUUUUGAAAUCUGCAUGUCCAAGUGUGAAAUUUGAGCACGGUGUUUUCUGCAUCUUUUUGUGGCCAUCCAAAGGAUUCUGCUGCAGAAAUUAUUGAUGUGCUAUAUUUUUCCUGUCUUAAGAGAUGCAGGCUGCUUUGGGCCCCGUGGUUCCAAGGCCCUUGCUACUGUAGAGCUCAGAGACACGGGGCUGACCAGUGUUGACUGACCUAAGGAGAUUCCCCCUUGUUUCUUGCCUUCAUAAUUGUCAAAUACCUGACCCCUCUGCCCCUUCAGUGGCAGCUCUGAUCCAAGGGAACAUUCAGCAAUCUAGCGGCAUCUGCUCAGAAGUUCCCUGCCCCGAGUAAUCUUCCUUUCCUCUCUCCAUCCCUGAAAGAAACAGGAUGGAUUUUCCUCUCUUCUCCCCACCAUACCCACUACCAGAUUUUUAUGCUAGUUUCAUUCAUGAUCGUGAUUUCUCCAUGGGAUUUUUUUUUUCUAGUGACAUUUCUAUCAUGAAAAUAAGAAGAUUUCGGAGUGCUUUGUAAAGAUUUCAAUUGUCUGUCUUUCUUUGACUUGUAUGAAGGAGAUUGUACAUUGCCUGAUCUCUCUUUGUAAAUGAGAAAUAUUGCUAACAUCUAAGCAUUCUGAAGUCUUGCUUAUCCUUCUGAGUUUAGUUUUCAUUUUGUUUUACAUUUUGUUUGGGGACUUGGGGCAAGCUAUUUAUUAGAGUUUUGCAACAGAGUUCUUGUUUGAAGCCUCUAAAGACUACUUGUAAAAUUCAAACAAUAAAAUUCAUUUUAAACGCUCUUUUAAAAUGCUUUGGUAUUAUUGCUUGAUGUUUUCUUAUUUGAAAGACUAACCCAAUAACUCAUUGACCCUCCCUUGCAUCCUAAUUUUUUCAUAAAGCUCCACUAACAUUAAAGAUGUUUCUUGAAAGUUUGUCCUUUUUAGAAUUUUAGUAUUUACUCCUUGUCCA